AUGGAAGUUUCAGCCUAUACACCACCGCCCAGUGAGACAGACGUCGAUAUGGAACCCGAAUCACUGCAAAAUCAUUCAGAAGACGUUGUUGGAGGAGCGUCACCAAUGAGCACUGCAGUCACUGGAAGUAUCUCGUGGUACAGUAUGCCACCGUCAGAGACAAAUAGUCUCGCUCGUUAUCGGAAUAAACCAGACAAAUCGCUCCACCAACUAAGAACGGCCAUGCACCACCAACCACCAAAUCGAGAAAGAGCUUUCAAUCUGUCAAUCCUUACGGUGUCCGGGCCGGAUUACCUAGAGGGCCUUGCGCUCAACGAAUCGGCCGUAGGCUCAGAACUGAACAAGGCGUUUCUGGAGGCGGAGGAAACAGAUAAAGAAAGAACA
Molecule: messenger RNA, 384 nt
Organism: Ostertagia ostertagi
Lineage: Eukaryota; Metazoa; Nematoda; Chromadorea; Rhabditida; Trichostrongylidae
Source: the annotation of a GenBank genome assembly